Molecule: messenger RNA, 1617 nt
Organism: Talaromyces atroroseus
Lineage: Eukaryota; Fungi; Ascomycota; Eurotiomycetes; Eurotiales; Trichocomaceae
Exons: 3
Coding region: 1-1617 (538 amino acids)
Biological process (GO): positive regulation of GTPase activity; Ras protein signal transduction
Cellular component (GO): plasma membrane
Molecular function (GO): guanyl-nucleotide exchange factor activity
Source: RefSeq, a predicted model, not a curated record
AUGAUGACGGCUGCUCCGGAUGAUUUGUGGGCAGUGCAUCCAACCACAAUUUCCGUGUCGCCUCUGGCCGAGACAGCUCUCAUACCUUCUUCCCAAGUCUAUUCUCCUGUCUCACCCUUCGGUCCCGAGCUAUCUGGAAGCGUUAUGGCGGCAACGACAAGUACUUCAGCGCCUUUCGGGUCUGCUGAAAUAAUCUCUCACGGCGAUGGGAGCGAGCAUGCGAGUACCAACAUGGCACAACCCAUUGCCCAACACAGCAACUCCUACCCUCUGCUAUUUCGCACUGCGUCUGAAAUCCCUCGCUUCUCCGUUCCUUAUCGCUGGUGGGAGGAUGAUGCCCGCACCAUCCUGUGGAGUUUUGAUGUGCGUCAAAUCAGUUUGGUGAUUCGAUUCAGCCUUUUUCAUGACAGCAACCAGCCUCGUGCUGCUCUUCAGAGACGGGAUUCCAGCUUCCUUGACACAUUUUUAGCUACUGUCUUACAACCUUACGAGUUACCUUUCAUCCAUACCCUUUCGCAGACCCAGAAGAUAGACGAAAUUCUCCGCAGAUCUCAGAACACCAUGUCGGUGAAUCCUCCCUGGAGUUGGCAUCCAGCCCAGGACCUUCGAGGUCCCGAGCCAGCGACUAUUGCACAAGAAAUUGAAGCAGAGAGUCAGCUGCAUUUUAAAGCGGUGCCGUUUGAGGCAUGGGUGAGAUGCUCGCUGGGGUUUCCUGCUGCAGAAGUCGACUGGUUCCUGUUGCAGCAUAAUGCACUAUACAUUAUUCUUUUGACUCAUUUAAAAGCACAUCAAUACGACAUAAUCAAAUACCGCAAAGUGGAAAAGCUACUUAGAGGGAAAAGCCCGCUUGCCCAUAAAGCUGUUGUCCACAGUCUGAGUCAGUUCCAAAAUGGCAAAGAUGCCCAGAUCCCACAGACCAACACACCAAGUCUCGAUUUUAUUGUCGGUCCAAUACAAGAGUUAUUCAAACGGUAUCCGGCCAAUUUGGUAUCAACCCUGAAAACGCUGAGCGUUGUUGCCAUCCGCUUUCAAAAGACCCAGAUUCACGUGCCGAACGUGGACUGGUACAAAAAACUCGACACAAGAGUACCAUUUCUGGACAAUUUGCUGGCGUCCCUGUCAGCAACAGAACUAGCUCGCUCACUGAACCGGGCUGAUCAGUCCAUGUUCUCUCAAUUGUCUCCCGAGCAGCUCAUGAACGAGCAGAGCCCGAUCAUUGAGGCUCUACAUACUCGAUGGUGUGAUUUAGUGGUGGCUGUGUGGGAAUGUUGCACUGCAUUGCCAGACCAUGUACCGUGGAUACAGGAAUGCAUCGAGAUUCUGCAUAGUCUUCACAACUACAAUUCUACACUGGCCUUGAUCCAGGGAUUGAACCGCAUCAGCAUGUCGUUCCUCUGGAGCAAUCUUGCGCCCAACAACGACCAGCACGGCCAGACGGCGAAUGCACUCUCGCUUGCGCCGGCCAGUGUGUCAUAUCUGCUGGAUUCAUCCAAUAACUACGCAGCCUACCGUCAGGCGAUGAAGAUUACGCCGGGCAUACCUUUCCUCUUGCCACAUGUCAUCGAAUACCGACAACACGGCAAGGCAGCUCUUGAUGAGUUGUUCAUAACGACAUGA